AUGUCUGAUUACCUCCGCCUCAUCCCACAAAAUCGUAUGCCGCAGGGUUACGCCUAUGCCCUGCGUGUCGGUUUUUCCCCGGGUACGAUGGGAAGCGAGUAUGUUUCCGUAGUUAUUCCACCGGUCCGUCUACCUGGACGUUCUCGCCUACAUCCGUGGUAUAGUUUUCCUCGUGACCAGUGGAUUAGAACUACUAUACAAAGUUCCCGUUUAGAGGCCAUCUGCAAGCGUGGUGCUCAAUAUUGGCUGGACUGCGUCUUCCGCUGGUUGCAUUUCCUUCAACAACAGGUGAAGAUGAAUGAGCUACAAGUGGCUGCCAAUCAAGACUUUAGAAGGAUGUUACAGAAGACAAUUUUACAGGUCUUUGCCUUUCGUUUGGAGUACGUUGUGUUUUAUUGCCACCUACGGCGUGUAUGGCAGGAGAGGAGACUUGACCAGUUGAUCCUGCCGGACCCUUACGGUCUUUGCCCUCGCGUCUGUAGCGAUCGCAGUGGAAGGAUAGAAGAGGAUGACGGCGUGAUCGAAGUAAAUCGUGGUCUCGCUAGACCGGAGAACAGAUUGGAACAGUGUGUUUCAUCCACCAGUCUGCCAACAAUUCUUACCUCAAGUUGCUUUCCUGAUCCACAUGUUGGAUUGCACACAACCAUAAGCUUCUCAUGUCAAUGCCCUGCAAACACUGACUACAAGUGGAUGUGUGGUCCAAAACUUUGUUCUCUCCAUCGGAACUGGCGAACGCCUGGCUACUGGCAAGAAGGUGAUGCGAAGCAAAAACUGAGGAGCACAAUGUGGCGAUUUGAUCCACCAGCCUAUUACAAACACUUGCAGUGCAGCCGUGAAGGUACACUGGAUGUCGCAUACGUCUGCAUUAAUGACAAGAUCCAGUUGACCUACGGAUUCGUGAGGCCCCAAUGUCGGCAGGCUGAGUACUGUGUCUGCAAACCGCGAUAUCACGGAGCCCUCUGCGACAAGGUGACCAAUGGUAACCGAUACAGACGUAGGACCCGAAAGUGCCUUGACCCAUACCACGGCGACUGCCAGUUUCCGGAGGAAAGAGAUGAUGUAACAAGGUCAGAUACCAAGGUUACUGAAUUACGACUCUGUCGACCACGUCCCUGCGACCGCUACCUUAAGUUGAUCUCGCAGUCCAUCGAGAAGGCGCCCAUAAAAGCCAUGCAGGUGAUAUGGCAGUCAACCAAGGCUAUCAGAGUAAUCAUGAUUGUGACAUGUUUACUCCUUCUACUUGUGAUGGCACUUGCAUUCUGGACAGUUUCACUGCAGAGCAGGCGGGCUGGACUGUUUGCCAAAGAGUGUCACAUUGGGCCUAAGGAAGGUGAUGGAAAGAACGGAAACGUGAUUGAAGAAAAACAUAUUUCGAACUUUAACCAUAGUCUUUGCGGACUUGCUGUGUCAAAGUCCCCUUAA
Molecule: messenger RNA, 1422 nt
Organism: Hydatigera taeniaeformis
Lineage: Eukaryota; Metazoa; Platyhelminthes; Cestoda; Cyclophyllidea; Taeniidae
Source: the annotation of a GenBank genome assembly